This is a messenger RNA of Dictyostelium purpureum, 534 nucleotides long. RefSeq lists its product as uncharacterized. The coding region runs from base 1 to 534 and encodes 177 amino acids. NCBI's taxonomy places the organism in Eukaryota, Evosea, Eumycetozoa, Dictyosteliales, Dictyosteliaceae. The record is from RefSeq and is a predicted model, not a curated record. The transcript has a single exon.
AUGUUUAAAAUAUUUCAGUCACUUUCAGGAAAAUGGAGUUUCCAUAGGAAUAUUAUUCAUAAAUUAACAACACCAUCAAAUGCAUCACCAUUUUCGAAUUUAUCCUUUUUAAAUAAUAAUAAUAAUAAUUUAGAACAACCACCAAUUAUAGUUACAGGGUUAUCAAAUUUUGAAUUAAAAAAGGAUGAAGAAAAUACAUAUCAAUAUUCAGAAGAGGGUAUAAUGAAGAAUCCAGAUGGUACAGAGUUUAAUAUAUCACAGAAAUAUAUUUAUAAAUAUAAAGAUGAAAUUAUUUCAGUAUUUUUCGAUGAAAAACCAGAAAGAUUACUCCAUACUUUAAACUUUGAUCAAAAUAGCAGCAGUGGAAGUAUCAGUUCAAAUAAUACAGCAAAAGGUCAUCAUUUAUGUGGCUGUGAUACAUAUGAUGCAGUAUAUCAAUUCAUUUCACCAAGAGAAUUCAAACUAGUUUAUUCAGUAGAAGGUCCAAAAAAAAACUAUAAAAUUAUAACAACAUUUUCAAAAUUGUCCUUAUAA